CUUCAAAUUGAAAUAUGUUUAUGACAAGGUCUGAAUAUGAUCGGGGUGUUAAUACCUUCUCACCUGAAGGAAGAAUAUUUCAAGUCGAAUAUGCGAUUGAAGCUAUCAAAUUAGGAUCCACAGCUAUUGGAAUUAGAACAGCAGAAGGUGUUGUGCUUGCCGUUGAAAAAAGAAUAACAUCACCUCUUAUUGAACCUUCCAGCAUAGAAAAAAUAUUUGAAGUUGAUGGCCAUGUUGGAUGUGCGAUGAGUGGUUUAAUAGCAGACUCGAAAACGAUGAUUGACAAAGCGAGAGUGGAAGCCCAAAAUCAUUGGUUUACAUACAAUGAAAAAAUGGCAGUUGAAAGUAUCACUAAAGCUGUGUCAAAUUUAGCACUACAGUUUGGUGAAGAAGAAGCUGGUACUAUGAGUCGGCCAUUUGGGGUUGCUUUGUUAUUUGCGGGAUUAGAUGAGAGAGGACCUCAACUUUACCAUUUGGAUCCAUCUGGUACUUACAUUUUAUGUGACGCCAAAGCAAUUGGUUCAGCAUCUGAGGGAGCACAAACAUCUCUUCAAGAACAAUAUCACAAGUCAAUGACCAUAAAAGAAGCAACAAAGUGUGUUCUUGGGAUAUUGAAACAAGUUAUGGAAGAAAAACUCACCGAGACGAAUGUAGAAGUAGCUACUGUUACUCCUGAUUUACAGUUUCAAAUGUUAUCUAAAACCGAAGUUGAGGAAAUAGUCCAGAGCUUAUGAAAUGUUGUCCUUCAUACUGAUGUGUUGAUGAAGUGUGGCCAAAUAAAUGCCUUUCAUUACAGCAAACAUUUAAAGCUAGUGUAAGGAAUUGAGUCACAAGGGCGGUUGCACUAUUAUAAACUUUCGGAAACUUAUGUUUUGGACAUACAUUUACUAUUUGAAGUAAAAUUGCUCUACUAUGUUUUCGCCAUUUUCAAUAAAUAAAUUUUCUGUGAUAACCACAUUCUGAAAAGUUAGUUGUUGAUUAGGAAUUACUGGUACACUUGCUGGUUUCGUUAGAUAUGCUCUGUUGCAUUGUUUGUUAACUUUUGAUACCAGCCGAACAGCUACGCGAAUUUUUUUCCAUUAUAUAUGAUAUAAAUGAAAAUCGAAUACAUUUCGUCGUAACACAA
This is a messenger RNA of Styela clava, 1126 nucleotides long. RefSeq names its product proteasome subunit alpha type-5-like. The record is from RefSeq and is a predicted model, not a curated record. Gene Ontology annotation, biological process: proteasome-mediated ubiquitin-dependent protein catabolic process. Lineage: Eukaryota; Metazoa; Chordata; Ascidiacea; Stolidobranchia; Styelidae. Gene Ontology annotation, cellular component: proteasome core complex; proteasome core complex, alpha-subunit complex.